ACCGCUUUCCAGUUGAUUUUUUUUUUACUGAAUAACGGCUCUCGACGACACCGAGGAGGGGGGAGACUCGGUCGGACUGGCGGGAGAGAGAAGUGCCGUGGCUCGAGCCCGCUCUCCGCAACGAUGUCCCAAUUCGUUAUCGCCUUACUCACCAUAUCGGGAUUAUUUUCACACAUCGAGCCCCUGGUCGCCUCGGACUCGGCGGAAGACGCCAUCCUGUGCGAUGUAGGGGAGUUUCACUGUCAUGACCAGCUCACCUGCGUGCCCGAGAACUGGCUCUGUGACGGCGAGCCCGACUGCUCCGACGCCUCGGACGAGACAGACACCAGUUGUCAGCGGGAGGUGGUGAUCAGAUGCCCCCUGAACCACUUCCAGUGCAUCGGGACCAGGAAAUGUAUCCACUUCAACAAACUGUGCAACGGGGCCCGGGAUUGCGACGACGGCUACGAUGAAGGAGUGCACUGUCGAGAGCUCCUGUCAGCGUGCCACGAGCUCCGGUGUCGCUACGGCUGCGUCAUGACGAGGAACGGCACCUUCUGCUUCUGUGCCGACGGCUUCGAGGUGGGAGAUGACGGCACCAGCUGUAGAGAUCAUGAUGAAUGUGCCGUGUAUGGCGCAUGCAGCCAAACCUGCAUGAACACCUACGGGUCGUACAGAUGCAGCUGCACGGAGGGAUACAUCCUGCAGCCUGACAGGGUCUCCUGCAGAGCCAAACAAGACGCCGGAGACAGCCCCCCCGUGCUGCUGCUGAGUGGACCGGACCGCAUCGCCAUCACCCAGCUCAACGGCUCGGGGCUGCAGCCGCUGCGCUCGCUGGACGCCAACGGGAGCCUGGCGCUGGACUUCCGGCACGCCGCCGGGACGGCCUGCUGGGUGCUGGCCGGCGAGACCUCCGGACAGCUGCGCUGCGCCAAGAUGAGGAACCUGAGGGGCUUCACGCAGGAGCAGGAGAUCAAGACCCUGCACAGCAUGCAUAACGUGGAAUACAUGGCUAUAGACUGGCUGACGGGCAACUACUACUUCGUAGACCGCGUCAGCGACAAGAUCUUUGUGUGCACCUCUGCUGGGGAGACAUGCGUCACCAUCCUGCACCUGGACCUGGUGAAUCCUAAAGGAGUGGCCCUGGAUCCUCUCAUGGGGAUGCUGUUCUUCACCGACUACGGGAACGUGGCCAAGCUGGAGCGCUGCAACAUGGACGGCACCAACCGCACGCGGCUGGUGACGGAGCACGUGGAGCAGCCCACAGCCGUGGCGCUGGACCUGGUGAGGAAGCUGGUGUACUGGGCCGACGCCUACCUGGACUACGUGGACGUGGUGGACUACCACGGGGGGAACCGGCACACCAUCAUCCAGGGGAGCCAGGUCUCAUACAUUUAUGGAUUAACCGCGUUCGAGGACUACCUGUACCUGUGCUCCCGCUCCGAUCCAUCCGAGGGGACCGUCGCCACAUCAGAGCUGAUGCAGAUCCAUAGGUUCAACCUCACCUCCGAGCCCAAGACGCUGGCAGGCUUGGGGAGCGCCAGAGGGAUCCGUGUUUACCACGCGCUCGCUCAGCCCAAAGUCCGGAACCACGCGUGUGAGACGGACGCGUACGGAAAGCCCGGGGGAUGUUCCCACAUCUGCCUGCUGAGUGGCAGCUACAAGUCCAGGUCCUGCCGCUGUCGCACGGGCUACAGCCUCGGAGCCGACGGACAGUCUUGCAAAAAGCCCAAAAACGACCUCUUCCUGUUCUACGGGAAGGGGCGUCCAGGGGUCAUCCGAGGCCUGGAUCUCAACGUCAAGUCGAGCAACGAACACAUGGUGCCGAUCGAGGACCUGGUCAACCCGCGGGCCAUCGACUACCACGCCGAGUCGGGACACGUCUACUUCGCCGACACCACCAGCUUCCUGAUUGGCCGGCAGAAGAUCGACGGCUCGGGGCGGGAAACGAUACUCAAAGAUGAUCUGGACAACGUGGAGGGCAUCUCGGUGGACUGGAUCGGUAACAACCUGUACUGGACCAACGACGGCUACAGGAAAACCAUCAGUGUGGCCCGACUGGAGACGGCCUCGCAGACCAGGAAAACCCUUCUGGAAGGGGACAUGUCCCAUCCCAGAGCCAUCGUGGUCGACCCCCUAAACAGCUGGAUGUACUGGACGGACUGGGAGGAGGACGAGGUCAACGACAGCAUCGGGCGCAUCGAGCGAGCGUGGAUGGACGGGUCCAACCGGAGCAUCUUCGUCACCUCCAACAUGCUGUGGCCCAACGGCCUGACGCUGGACCACGGGACCAGCACCAUGUACUGGUGUGACGCGUACUACGACCACAUCGAGAGGAUACACCUCAACGGCACCGGCAGAAUGGUGGUGUACAACGGCAAGGAGCUGAACCACCCGUUCGGGAUCUCCCACCACCGGGACUCCAUCUUCUGGACGGAGUACAUGAACGCCUCGGUGUUCCAGCUGGACCUGGCCUCGGGGGACGUCACCCUGCUGCGCAGCGAGCGUCCCCCGCUCUUCGGCCUGCGGGUCUACGACGCCCCCAGCCAGCAAGGUGACAAUGCAUGCAAGGUGAAUUAUGGAGGCUGUGGUACCCUCUGCCUCGCCAUCCCAGGAGGCAGAGUCUGCGCCUGUGCUGACAACCAGCUUCUGGAGAAGAACAAUGUCACCUGUGCAGUCUCCACUGGGGGUGUGGAGCCCCAACAAUGUAAGAGCGAUGAGUUCAAGUGCCUGAACCACCGCUGCAUCCGUGCCUCCUGGAAGUGUGACGGGGACGACGACUGUCUGGACGGGAGUGACGAGGAGGCCCACCGAUGCUACAACCACAGCUGCCCCAUUGAACAGUUCAAGUGCAACAACAACCGCUGCAUCCCCAAAAGAUGGCUGUGUGAUGGUACAAACGACUGUGGUAACAAUGAGGAUGAGUCCAACGUAACAUGCUCAGCCCAGCCCUGCCAGGCAGACCAGUUCUCCUGUCAGAACGGCCGCUGCAUCCCCCAGGCCUGGAGCUGCGACCGCGACGACGACUGUGGAGACAAGUCAGACGAAACGUCCUCCUGCGCCUUCCCCACGUGUGAACCGCUGACUCAGUUCAGUUGCUCCAACGGCAGAUGCGUCAGCGCCAAGUGGCACUGUGAUUCAGAGGACGACUGCGGGGACGGGAGCGACGAGAAGGGGUGCGUCCACUCCUGCUCCAACAACCAGUUCCGCUGCUCCAGCGGCCGCUGCAUCCCAGACCACUGGGCCUGCGACGGGGACAACGACUGCGGGGACUUCAGCGACGAGAACACCACCUGCGGAGGCUCGUCAGCCAUCUUCCCGCCCGCCAUCGAGUGCAGCGGCGAGGAGUUCCACUGCGUGGUGGACGGCACGUGCAUUCCCGAGCGCUGGAGGUGCGACGCCGACAAGGACUGCGACGACGGCACCGACGAGAGCGGCUGCGAGGGAACCAAGAGGAUGUGCGACCCCAAGGCCAAGUUCACCUGCAAAGACACCGGGAAGUGCAUCACCAAGAGCUGGGUUUGCGACGGCGAUAUCGACUGCGAAGACCGCUCGGACGAGGAGUCCUGCGAGACGUCCGUCUGUAAGCCGCCCAAGUACCCGUGCGCCAACGACACCUCGGCUUGCCUCACGCCCGACAAGAUCUGCAACGGCAAGGUGGACUGCGCCGACCGCUCCGACGAAGGGCCCAUCUGCGACAGGUGCCUGGUGGCGCGCGGCGGCUGCAGCCACCAGUGCACCGUGGCCCCGGGGAAGGGCGUGGUGUGCUCCUGUCCCCCGGGCCUCCACCUGGACGCCGGCAACAAGACCUGCGAGGCGGUGGACUACUGCAGCCGCCACCUGCGCUGCAGCCAGGUGUGUGAGCAGUACAAGACCACCGUCAAGUGCUCCUGUCGCCCCGGCUGGAGACUGGACCCGGACGGAGACACCUGUCACAGCACGGAUCCCUUCGAGGCAUUCAUCAUUUUCUCCAUCCGCCACGAGAUAAGAAGGAUAGACCUGCACAAGCGGGACUACAGCCUGCUGGUGCCGGGCCUGAGGAACACCAUCGCCCUGGACUUCCACUUUAAUCACAGCCUGCUGUACUGGACCGAUGUGGUGGAGGAUAAGAUCUACAGGGGCAGGCUCUCCGAGACCGGCGGGGUGUCUGGCAUCGAGGUGGUGGUGCAGCACGGCCUGGCCACGCCCGAGGGCCUGGCGGUGGACUGGAUCGCGGGGAAGCUGUACUGGAUCGACAGCAACCUGGACCAGAUCGAGGUGGCCAUGCUGGACGGGGAGAUGCGCGCCACGCUGAUCGCCGGCGGCAUGGAGCACCCGCGCGCCAUCGCCCUGGACCCGGGUCAAGGGAUCCUCUUCUGGACAGACUGGGACGCCACCUUCCCCCGCAUCGAGGCGGCCUCAAUGAGCGGCGAAGGCCGCCACAUUGUGUUCAAGGACAUGGAGAUCGGGGCCUGGCCCAACGGACUGACCCUGGACCACCUGGAGAAGAGGAUUGUCUGGACCGACGCACGCUCCGACGCCAUAUACUCGGCGCUGUACGACGGCACGGGCGUCAUCGAGAUCCUGCGCGGACACGAGUACCUCUCGCACCCCUUCGCCGUGUCGCUGUUUGGGGGCAGCGUGUACUGGACGGACUGGAGGACCAACACCCUGGCCCGGGCCAACAAGUGGACGGGCGCCAACGUGACGGUGAUCCAGAAGACCAGCGCGCAGCCCUUCGACCUGCAGAUCUUCCACCCCAGUCGUCAGCCCCAGGCGACCAAUCCGUGCGAGGCGAACGAGGGCCGUGGCCCCUGCUCGCACCUGUGCCUCAUCAGCUACAACCGCACGGCAUCCUGCACGUGUCCACACCUCAUGAAGCUGGCGCCUGACCAGCUGUCGUGCUUCGCGCUGAAGAAGUUCCUGCUGUACGUGCGGCGCUCUGAGAUCCGCGGCGUGGACAUGGACGACCCGUACAUGAACGUGAUGACGGCGCUGACGGUGCCGGACAUCGACGACGUGACGGUGGUGGACUACGACGCGCAGGAGGAGCGCAUCUACUGGGCCGACGUCAAGACGCAGACCAUCAAGAGGGCCUUCAUCAACGGCACGCAGCUGGAGACCGUCAUCUCGGGAGACAUAGUGAACUGCCGCGGCCUGGCGCUGGACUGGCUGUCCAGGAACUUGUACUGGCUCAGCACGGAGAACGAUGAGUCACAGAUCAAUGUGGCGCGUCUGGACGGCUCCCUGAAGACCUCCGUGGUCCACGGCAUCGAUAAGCCCCGGUGUCUGGUGGUGCACCCCGCCAAAGGGAAAAUCUAUUGGACCGACGGCAACACCAUCAACAUGGCCCACAUGGACGGCAGCAACAGCAAGGUUCUCCAUCAGAACCAGAGGGAGCCAGUGGGCCUGUCGUUCGACUACGCAGCCAGCAAGCUGUACUGGAUCAGCUCCGCCAACGGCACCAUCAACAGGUGCAACCUGGACGGCAGCGGACUGGAGGUGCUGGAGGCCGUGAAGAAGGAGCUGGCCAGGGGCACCGCUCUGGCCGUCAUGGGUGGGAAACUGUGGUGGGCGAACGAGGAGUCGGCCCAGCUGGGUACGGUGAACAAGAGGGACGGGCGGAACCUGCUGGUGCUGCGCAACAAGACCAGCGGGGUGGUGCACAUGAAGGUGUACGACCGCGAGGGUCAGAGAGGCAGGAACCCGUGCCAGGCCAACAACGGGGGAUGUUCCCAGCUCUGUUUCCCCACCUCGGAGAACUCGCGCAGCUGUUCCUGCACCCUGGGCUACAACCUCCGCACCGACCGCAUGUCCUGCGAGGGCGUGGACUCCUUCCUGAUGUACUCCAUCCACGAGGGGAUCCGCGGCAUCGCCUUGGACGCCAACGACAACACAGAGGCUCUCAUGCCCAUCACCGGCACUCUGUUUGCCGUCGGAGUGGACUUCCACGCGGGAAAUGACACGGUGUACUGGACCGACAUGGGUCUGAACAGGAUUUCCAGAGCCAAGCGUGACCAGACCUGGAGGGAGGAUAUCAUCACCACGGGGAUCAGCCGCGUGGAAGGCAUCGCCGUGGAUUGGAUCGCUGGAAACCUUUACUGGACGGACCACGGUUUCAAUCUGAUCGAGAUCUCCCGUCUCUCCGGCGCCUACCGCUCCGUGGUCAUAUCCGAGGGGCUGGAUCAGCCCAGGGCAAUCGCUGUCCAUCCUCACAAAGGGUAUCUCUUCUGGAGCGAGUGGGGGCAGAACCCCUGCAUCGGGCGUUCACGCCUGGACGGCUCCGACCAGGUCACCUUGGUCAACUCGGGCAUCACCUGGCCCAACGGCAUCUCCAUAGACUACGAGGAAAACAGAUUAUACUGGUGUGACGCCCGCACCGACAAGAUCGAGAGGAUCAACCUGGAGACGGGCGAGGGCCGGGAGAUUGUACUGUCAGCGGCCAACGUGGACCUCUUCUCUGUGGCUGUGUUCGGCCCUUACAUCUACUGGUCUGACAGAGCCCACUCCAACGGAUCCAUCCGGAGAGGCUUCAAGAACGACGCCACGGACGCAGUGACCAUGAGGAGCGGCCUGGGCGUCAACCUGAAGGACGUCACCGUCUUCAAUCGAGGCCGGGAGAAAGGAACCAACCCCUGUGCCCGGAGUAACGGCGGCUGCCAGCAGCUGUGCUUCCACCUGGGAAGCGGGCGGCGCACGUGCUCCUGCGCCCACGGCCACCUGGCCGCCGACGGUUUCGCCUGCGAGCGCUACGAGGGCUACCUGCUCUACUCCGAGAGGACCAUCCUCAAGAGCAUCCACCUGUCGGACGAGAGCGACCUGAACUCGCCCGUGCAGCCCUUCGAGAAGCCCGCCUUCUUCAAGAACGUCAUUGCAUUGGCGUUCGACUACAGCCAGAUGACGGCGGGCAGCAACCGCAUCUUCUACAGCGACAUCCACUUUGGAAACAUCCAGAUGAUCAACGACGACUGGACGGGGAGGGUGAUCAUAGCAGAAAAUGUGGGCUCUGUGGAGGGCCUGGCAUACCACCGGGCCUGGGACACACUGUACUGGACCAGCUCCACCUCCUCCACCAUCAGCAGGAAGACUGUGGACCCCAAACGGGCAGGCGCCUUCAGUCGACAGGCGGUGGUCACUCUGUCCGAGGAAGACCACCCGCACGUCCUCGCCCUGGACGAGUGUCAAAACCUGAUGUUUUGGACCAACUGGAACGAGCAGAGGCCCAGCAUCAUGAGGUCGACACUGGCUGGCAACAACUUGAGGGUCAUCGCCAGCACUGAUAUCCUGACCCCCAACGGACUCACAAUCGAUCACAAGGCAGAGAAGUUGUACUUUUCGGACGGAAGCCUGGGCCGCAUCGAGAGAUGUGACUACGACGGUUCCAACAGAUAUGUCAUCGUCAAAUCAGGGCCCGGGACCUUCUUCGGCCUGGCCAUCCACGGAGACUUCAUCUUCUGGUCGGACUGGGCCCGGCGGGCAGUGCUGCGCUCCAACAAGUUCACGGGAGGGGACACCAAGGUGCUGCGUGCGGACAUACCCCACCAACCCAUGGGGAUCAUCGCCGUGGCCAGAGACACCAACAACUGCGAGUUGUCGCCAUGCCGACACCAGAAUGGAGGCUGCGGUGACCUCUGUCUGCUGACCCCGGACGGCCGGGUUAAUUGUACAUGCCGGGGCGAGCGCGUGUUACUGGACGACAACAGAUGCGUGUCAGAGAAUUCCUCCUGCAACAUACACACAGAGUUUGAAUGCGGGAACGGCCAGUGCAUUAACUACCAGCAAACAUGUGAUGGAGUGGCCCACUGCAAAGACAAGUCGGACGAAAAGAUGCAAUACUGUGACAACCGGAGCUGCCGGAAGGGCUUCAGACCCUGCUACAACCAGCGCUGCGUAGCCAACAGCCGCUUCUGUGACGGCACGGACGAUUGCGGCGAUAACUCGGACGAGGCCUUCUGUAUCAAUGUCACGUGCAGCGCAUCGGAGUGGGCCUGCCACGACGGGAGCUGCGUCUCCGGCUCAGCCUGGUGUAACCAGGUCAUCGACUGUGCUGACGCCUCCGACGAAAAGAGCUGCAACCACACAGACUGCUCUCACUUCUACAAGCUGGGUGUGAAAGAGAGGGGCUUCAUCAGCUGCAACUCCACCUCGCUGUGCAUCCACCCGUCGUGGAUCUGCGACGGCGCCAACGACUGCGGCGAUUACACCGACGAGUCCAACUGUCAGGUGUCCCACGCGCAGCAGUGUGAGGAGGGUCACUUUGCGUGUCCCAGCGGGAACUGCAUCUCCAGCGUGUGGCUCUGCGACGGCCAGAAGGACUGCGAGGACGGGGCCGACGAGUUCCAGUGCGACUCGUCCUGCCUGUGGAACCAGUUCGCCUGCUCCAAGAACAAGUGCAUCGCCAAGCAGUGGCUGUGCGACGGCGAGAACGACUGCGAGGACGGCCUCGACGAGAGCCUGCAGAUCUGCGGCUCCGUGACGUGCGCCCCGGGGCUCUUCAGCUGCCCGGGGUCCUUCGCCUGCGUGCCCAAGCGCUGGCUCUGCGACGGCGAGAGGGACUGCCCCGACGGGAGUGACGAGCUGUCUGCGGCCGGCUGCGCGCCCAACAACACGUGCGACGACAGCUCGUUCCGCUGCCGCAACAAAGCCUGCAUCCCCCAGAGGUUUGUCUGCGAUCACGACGACGACUGUGGGGACGGGUCCGACGAGUCGGUCGAAUGUGUCUAUCGCUCCUGUGGAUCGGAGGAGUUUCGCUGCAGGGACGGACGCUGCCUCCUCAGCUCUCAGUGGGAGUGUGACGGCCACGCCGACUGUCCCGACCGCUCCGACGAGCUGCCGCUGAACCUCAAGUGUCUGGCCGCAGGGAGUCUGUGCAACGGCUCCUUCUUCAUGUGCUCCAACGGCCGCUGCAUCUCUCAGGCCAGCCUGUGCGACGGGCGCUCGGACUGCGGCGACGGCUCCGACGAGAGGAACUGCAACGUCAACGAGUGCCUGAACCGCCGUGUCAGCGGCUGUACGCAGGACUGCCAGGACCUGCCCGUGGGGUACAAGUGCAAGUGCUGGCCAGGCUUUCGGCUGAAGGACGACGGGAAGACGUGCGUGGACGUGGACGAAUGCUCCUCCAUCCUUCCCUGCAGCCAGCGAUGCAUCAACACCUACGGCUCCUACAAGUGCCUGUGUGUGGACGGCUACGAAGCGUUGGAACGCAGCCCCAACGUCUGCAAGGCUCUGUCAGCCGAAGAGCCUUUCCUCAUCAUGGCAGACCACCACGAGAUCAGGAAGCUGAGUGUGGAUGGCUCCAAUUACACCAUAUUGAAACAGGGUCUGAACAACAUCAUCCACAUAGACUUCGACUACAGGAAGGAGUUCAUCUACUGGGUGGACUCGACCCGGCCCAGCGGACGAAAGAUCAACCGGAUGCGUCUCAACGGGAGCGACCUCAAGGUCGUCCACAAAACGGCAGUUCCCAGUGCCUUGGCGGUGGACUGGAUCGGGAAGAACCUGUACUGGUGCGACGUGGAGAGGAAGACCAUGGAGGUGUCCAAGGCCAACGGCCUCUACCCCACCGUCCUGAUCAGCUCCGGACUCAAGAACCCCACCGACCUGGUCCUCGACCCCCAGACCGGGUACGUGUUCUGGGUGGACUGCUGCGAGGCGCCGCACAUCGGGCGUAUCGGCAUGGACGGCAGCGGCCAGGUGGUCAUCAUCGACACGGAGAUCUAUAGCCCCAUGGCUCUCACCAUCGAUUACACCACUAAGCGGCUGUACUGGGCCGAUGACAAUCACAUCCUGUUUGCCAACAUGGACGGCACCCAGAGACGUAAAGUGUCGUACGAUCACAUCCAAGGGGUGAUGGCCCUGACCCUGUUUGAGGAUUUCGUGUACUGGACGGAUGGGAAAUCCAAGUCACUGCGACGGGCCCACAAGACAAGCGGCGCCCAGGCCAUUGAACUCCUCAACUCAUGGCAAGCGAUCAAAUCCAUCAAAGUCUACCAUUCCCUGCGUCAGCCCGAAGUCCCCAAGCAUCAGUGUCAGGUUGCCAAUGGAGGGUGCAGCCACCUGUGCCUCCUCUCCCCCGGCGGGGAACACAAGUGUGCCUGUCCCACUAAUUUCUACCUGGCGGCGGACAAUAAGACCUGCCUGUCCAACUGCACCUCCAGUCAGUUCCGCUGCGGGACUGACGAGUGCAUCCCGUUCUGGUGGAAGUGUGACACGGUGGACGACUGCGGCGAUGGCUCGGAUGAACCAGCUGACUGCCCGGAAUUCAAAUGUCAACCGGGGCGCUUCCAGUGCGGCACGGGUCUCUGUGCGCUCCCUCCCUUCAUCUGCGAUGGAGAGAACGACUGCGGAGACAACUCGGAUGAAGCAAACUGUGAGACGUACAUCUGCCUCUCAGGCCAGUUCAAGUGCAACAAGAAGCAGAAGUGCAUCCCUCUGAACCUGCGCUGCAACGGUCAGGACGACUGCGGCGACGCGGAAGACGAGACGGACUGUCCGGAGAGCACCUGUUCCCCGGAUCAGUUCCAGUGCAAGGCGUCCAUGCACUGCAUCUCCAGGCUGUGGGUGUGCGAUGAGGACCCCGACUGUGCCGACGGCUCCGACGAGGCUAAUUGCGAUGAGAAGACCUGUGGCCCCCACGAGUUCCGCUGCGAGAACAACAACUGCAUCCCGGACCACUGGCGCUGUGACAGCCAGAACGACUGCGGAGACAACUCGGACGAGCAGAACUGCAAGCCAGUCACUUGUAAUCACAAAGACUUUCCGUGUUCCAAUGGAGACUGCAUCUCCUCGCGUUUCCGAUGCGACGGGGACUACGACUGUGCGGAUAACUCGGAUGAGAAGGACUGCGAAGCGCGCUGUGCGGAUGAUCAGUUCCGCUGCCACAACAACCUGUGCAUCUCACUCAAGUGGCUCUGUGACGGACAGGAGGACUGCAAGACUGGGGAGGACGAGAGGAACUGCCAGGAAACAGCAGUCCCCUCCUGCUCCCUCAACGAGUACGUGUGUGCCAGUGGGGGGUGUGUGUCGGCCAGCCUGCGCUGUGAUGGACAUGACAACUGUCUAGACGGCUCAGAUGAGAUCGGCUGUGUGAAGGAGUGCAGAGAGGACGAGUUUCUGUGUCUUAACCGCGCCCACUGCAUCCCGCGGCGCUGGCACUGCGACGACGUGUUCGACUGCGUGGACCACAGUGACGAGGAGAGCUGCAGUCAGGGUUCCUUCUUCUGCCGCACUGAUGAAUUUGUCUGCAACAACACCUUAUGCAAACUGCACGCGUGGGUGUGCGACGGCAAGGACGACUGUGGAGACAACUCGGAUGAGGACCAAGACAUGUGUGCCAAACACGCGUGCCCUCCCACCAGGGCGUUCCGUUGCCGCAACGACCGCGUGUGCCUGCGCACGGACCAGGUGUGCAACAAGGUGGACGACUGCGGAGACAACUCGGACGAGGAGGAGUGUGCAGAGGCGGUGACCGGCAGACCGCGGCCGUGCGGCAAGACGGAGUUCACCUGCGGCGACCAGCGCUGCAUCCCCGCCCAGCUGCAGUGCGACCUCUUCAACGAUUGCGGUGGAGAAAAGAGCUUGGAUGAGCAGGAAUGCAAAGGCCUUUCCAACGGGGACGUAUGUGGGAAGAAAACAAACCCCUGCGGGGAGGAUGCAAUCUGUAAUCAAACAAAUGCUAAUGGCGUUUGCCAUUGUAAAGCAGGCUUCAAGAGAGACCAAACAACCAGCCAGUGCCAAGAAAUCAAUGAGUGUCUCAAGUUUGAUGCAUGUGCACACUAUUGCACUAAUACUAAAGGAUCUUUUAAAUGCACAUGCGAUCGGAACUAUAAAGAGGUCAAUGGCAAUUGUAUAGCAAAAGGACCAGAGGAUCGAGUGCUCUACAUUGCUAAUGACACUGAAAUCCGAAGUUUUGUGUAUCCAUUUAACCAGAGCCAUGGACACAAAGUACUCACUCGCAUCGAGGACAAUGCACGCAUUAUUGGAAUGGAUGCACUGGUUCACCACCAAAAGUUUAUCUGGGCUACACAGUUUAACCCUGGUGGACUUUUUUACAAAGAAACCCUAGACAGAAGUCAAACUAAAUCUAAUGUCAAAAACAUUUGCUCAGACUUUCGCCGGCCAAGGGAUGUGUCUGCCGACUGGAUCACGGGCAAUAUCUAUUGGACGGAUCACUCGCGAAUGCACUGGUUCAGCUAUUACACGGCCCACUGGACCAAGCUGCGCUACUCCAUAAACGUGGGGCAGCUCAAGGGACCCAAUUGCACCCGGCUGGUGACCGACAUCGCUGGAGAGCCCUAUGCCAUCGUGGUCAACCCGGCCCGAGGGAUGAUGUACUGGAGCGUGAUAGGAGACCACUCCCAUAUAGAAGAGUCCGCCAUGGACGGCUCUCUACGCCGGAUACUGCUGGAGAAGAACCUGAGGAGACCGACCGGACUGGCUAUUGAUUAUUUCAAUCAGCGUUUGUAUUGGGCCGACCCCGAGCUCUCGCAGAUCGGCAGUAUUAGAUUGGAUGGCUCUGACCCUCUGGUGACAAUCAGCGAGAGACACGGCGUCUCCCAGCCCUACCGGAUCAAUAUAUUUGAGGACUACAUCUACGGCACAGGGCUGAAACACGACACCUUCAGGAUCCACAAGUUCGGCCACCUGCCGGUGGAAUUCCUCCACCUGGGUGUGGAGAAGCCCACCAACGUGUUGGUCUCCCACCGCUACAAGCAGCAAGACGCGACCAAUCCAUGUCUGCGAAUGAGUUGUGAUUUCAUGUGUCUGCUGAACCCGUCGGGAGCCAAGUGUACCUGCCCAGAGGGGAAAGUGCUGGUUAAUGGCACCUGUAGUAAUGUCAAUAUGUCAGGGGAGCUGUGCCGGCCUCCUUGCGAGAACGGAGGACGUUGCCUGGCCAAUGAGAAGGGAGACUGGAGGUGCUACUGCUGGCCUGAGUUCUCAGGGGAACGCUGCGAGGUUAACCAUUGCACAGACUACUGCCUAAACGGAGGCACCUGCAUGGGCUCCCCACUGGGCAAGCCGACCUGUCGCUGCCCCACCGGUUUCUCGGGGCCGUUCUGCGAGAGAAAGGUGUGCGACAAUUACUGUUUGAACGGGGGCACCUGCGACGUGAGCCAAGGUAACCAGCCAGUGUGCCGGUGCAUGGCGGAAUACACCGGAGACAGAUGCCUUUACCACAUCUGCCACCAUUACUGCGUGAACUCCAAGGCGUGCACGCUGUCCAGCAGUGGAUACGUGGAGUGCGUCUGUCCGGCCAGGUUCGAGGGCAACAAGUGUGAGGUGGACAAGUGUCUGCGAUGCCACGGGGCGCCGUGUCUCAUCACCGAAGACACCGGGGACGUGGUGUGCAAUUGCACCAACGGCCGGAUAGCAGCGAGCUGUCAGCUGUGUGACGGCUACUGCUACAACGGCGGCACCUGUCACCUGGACCCCGACACCAACCUACCCUUCUGCCAGUGCUCGGUCAACUGGGCAGGAACCCAGUGCGAGCGACCCGCCCCCAAGAGCAGCAGAUCAGACAACACCACUGGAGGGAGCAUAGCCAUCAUUGUACCACUGGUGCUGCUGGUCAUCCUGAUCGUGACAGUGGUGGCCGGAGUUUUCAUCUGCAAACGCAGGCAGAGGGGGAAGCGUGUGCAGCGGCAGCCCAUGACCAACGGCGGCAUCAACGUGGAGAUCGGCAACCCCUCCUACAACAUGUACGAGGUGGACCACGACAACCACGCAGACGCCGGCAGCCUGCUCAGACCCAACUUCACACUGGACCCGCACAAGGGCUGGUGUGUAAAAUCCAGUGACCCUCGUGCCUUGGGCAUCCACACUGUGCCCAAGGAGGUUAUUCCUGGACAGCCCAUGAAUUACUCCAACCCAGUAUAUGCAAAGAUAUACCUGGACGGACAGAACUGUAGGAAGCCAGUCAUCAACAUCGACGAGAGGAGAGAGCUACUCCCAAAGAAACUAGAGGGGACGAUUCGUGAAACCGCCGCAUAGCCUGACUUUAACCUUUCUACUCCUUUUUUACCGCUGUGUACAAAAUGUAUAAAAUGAAGAGAGGAAACAAAACAAGAAUUUUCUAUUUCCUAUCGGGCUCUUUCUGUUUCUUUUAAGCAUUUAGCAGCUCUUAUUUUUUAGCAUCCAGCAUAGUCUUAUUUGUGGGCUAAAAGGUUUCAAACUUCAAUUUUGUUUGAUUCAGUUAUUUUUCGGUUUUUGGUUAAUUUUUCUCAUUUGCUUUUUAAUGUGUGUCGAAAUAUAUGUCACCGCACAUACCGCGACUAUACAGUAUUGCGGUGACGUAAAACGCUGCUGACUAGCUCAACAUUUAUUAACACCAGAACUCACAUGUGCGCACAGUUGAAAACUUUAAAGAAACAGUGCUUAUAUUUGUACCAAUAUCCGUAUGUCUCUCGUUGGCGUGGAGUGAGCCUAUUCAGACCGAGGGUAACGAACCAAGGUGGAUGACCAUUUUUGUAAAGAGUAGUCCCAUGGAUAGUUUAUAUACUAUAGAGUAUUUUAAAGGGGAAGGGGUCUAAAAAACCUGUUUCAAUAUGGGUCUUUCUGUAUGUGAUGUUAUGUAAGUGAGAAAUCACUUGAAAAAACGACCACUACUAAAAAUUAGCCAAUUGCAAUCAGUGCCAGCAGUGAUGUCACAACCGUGGUCUUUUUUAACUGGAUGAUAUGCAUCCUGGGAUCCCCCUCACAGAGACUCUCUAUAAUUGGAAGAGCCACUGACUUGUUGGUAUGUAGAAUGAGCCCUGGAAGAUAUAAGUAUUUCCAAAAAUUUGCAAAAUUCAAGCCGUGGCAAUGAUAUAAAAAUUGAUAUCUGUAGUAAUGAAGCGGUCACUCUUGCUUUUUCAACCUAAAGUUUGGACCAUUCGACUUAACGGCUUAAUCCUU
Gadus chalcogrammus (walleye pollock) is the source of this 14850-nucleotide messenger RNA. It is a transcript of the gene lrp1bb, whose product is annotated as low density lipoprotein receptor-related protein 1Bb. Gene Ontology annotation, molecular function: protein binding; calcium ion binding. The record is from RefSeq and is a predicted model, not a curated record. Bases 124 to 13947 code for a protein of 4607 amino acids. The transcript has 91 exons. Lineage: Eukaryota; Metazoa; Chordata; Actinopteri; Gadiformes; Gadidae.